UACCAAGAACUCACCCUUUUGAAGCUGCACCACACCUGGGUUUAUCUAAUCCCCUUUGGCUCUAAUUGUUUUGAGCAAAAAAAAGAUUUUUUUCUUUUUUCAAAAAAAAAAAAAAGAACCCAAUAAUCCUUUUGCGAUAUUUCAGUGGCUCUGGUGCUGCCAAUGCAUUCACGUAAUGCCACAUGAAAAAAUAACAUAAUUAUUCCCUCCCAAUAUUAAUGUGACAACAGUACAACAGGAAAACACUGAAACUUGACAUUCCCACACAGCCUCGUGCCUAAGUCAGUCUCUCUCUCUCUUCUCUCUCUCUCUCUCUCUCUCUCUCUGCUAUUUCCUACCUGGCUGGGAAACUCAAAACUAGACGCCAAGAGAAGUUCCUAAGGUUAGGAACUAGCAGCUUUUGCUGUCUUUACCUCCUGAAUCGUAUCAGAAUAUACUUUGUAAGGAGGUAAGCUUAUCACCAUGCCUCUGAAGGCGUUAGACUAUGAGUCAAUCAAUGAAAACGUAAAGAAAACUCAAUAUGCUGUCAGAGGUGAACUGUACCUUCGAGCAUCUGAGCUCCAGAAGGAAGGAAAGAAGAUCAUCUUCACAAAUGUUGGGAACCCUCACGCACUAGGACAGAAGCCGCUGACAUUCCCUCGCCAGGUGGUUGCUCUGUGCCAAGCUCCAUUUCUUUUAGAUGAUCCUAAUGUGGGACUUCUCUUCCCUGCUGAUGCAAUUGCAAGAGCUAAACAUUAUCUCUCAUUGACUUCGGGUGGUCUAGGUGCCUAUAGUGAUUCCCGAGGCGUUCCGGGGAUCAGGAAGGAAGUCGCGGAGUUCAUUGGAAGGCGUGAUGGAUAUCCAAGCGACCCUGAACUCAUAUUUCUGACGGAUGGUGCUAGCAAAGGUGUGAUGCAGAUGUUAAACACUAUCAUUCGCGGUGAAGGAGAUGGGAUUUUGGUUCCUGUCCCACAAUACCCACUCUACUCGGCUGCAAUAACUCUAUUUGGUGGUUCUCUUGUUCCAUAUUACCUAGAGGAGACUGCAAACUGGGGUCUUGAUGUUGAUGACCUUCGGCAGUCGGUUGCACAGGCUCGCUCUAAGGGAAUAACGGUGAGAGCAAUGGUGAUUAUAAACCCUGGCAACCCUACUGGUCAAUGUCUCAGUGAAGCCAAUUUGAGAGAAAUAUUAAAAUUCUGUUACCAAGAAAACCUAGUAUUGCUCGGAGAUGAGGUUUAUCAGCAGAAUAUAUACCAGGACGAGCGUCCCUUUAUCAGUUCAAGAAAGGUAUUGCUGGAUAUGGGGCCACCAAUAAGCAAGGAGGUCCAGCUCAUUUCUUUCCACACUGUGUCCAAAGGAUAUUGGGGUGAAUGCGGUCAGCGUGGUGGAUACUUUGAGAUGACCAACAUUCCUCCGGAGACAGUUGAUGAGAUCUAUAAGGUGUCCUCAAUAUCACUGAGUCCAAAUGUUCCUGCACAGAUAUUUUUGGGUUUGAUGGUCAACCCUCCCAGGCCUGGAGAUAUUUCAUACGAGCAAUAUGUCAGAGAAAGCAAAGGGAUCCUUGAAUCACUAAGGAGAAGAGCAAGUAUAAUGACUGAUGGAUUUAACAGCUGCAGAAAUGUAGUCUGUAAUUUCACUGAAGGUGCUAUGUAUUCAUUCCCGCAAAUUCGUUUGCCACCAAAAGCCAUCGAGGCUGCUAAAAGGGCCGGAAAAGUUCCAGAUGUGUUCUACUGUCUCAAGCUACUGGAAGCCACUGGCAUUUCCACUGUUCCUGGUUCAGGCUUUGGGCAGAAAGAAGGGAUGUUCCACUUGAGGACAACCAUCUUGCCAGCGGAGGAAGACAUGCCGGCGAUCAUGGAGAGUUUCAAGAAGUUCAAUGAUGAGUUCAUGGAGCAAUAUGAAGACCAUAGAGGUUAUUCAAGGAUGUGAAAAAUCCUUCAAAAUCAAGUUGUAUUUAUAGUUAUCCCCACCAUUUUCUUGCUAUUUUAUACUUCUCAAUCGGUCCAUAAACCUCAUUCUGUUGAAGACUGUCCUCACACAUUAUUUGUCUUUAUUAUGUAUCUAUCUCAAAACCUUUACUAUAAAUUGUUGAGGGACUAAAUUCUAACUUUGA
Messenger RNA from Morus notabilis, 2092 nucleotides. Its product is annotated as glutamate--glyoxylate aminotransferase 2. Gene Ontology annotation, molecular function: glycine:2-oxoglutarate transaminase activity; pyridoxal phosphate binding; L-alanine:2-oxoglutarate transaminase activity. The transcript is spliced from 14 exons. NCBI's taxonomy places the organism in Eukaryota, Viridiplantae, Streptophyta, Magnoliopsida, Rosales, Moraceae. The coding region runs from base 463 to 1908 and encodes 481 amino acids. Gene Ontology annotation, biological process: biosynthetic process; photorespiration. The record is from RefSeq and is a predicted model, not a curated record.